Molecule: messenger RNA, 1268 nt
Organism: Salvia hispanica
Lineage: Eukaryota; Viridiplantae; Streptophyta; Magnoliopsida; Lamiales; Lamiaceae
Product: eukaryotic translation initiation factor 4B3-like
Molecular function (GO): translation initiation factor activity; mRNA binding
Source: RefSeq, a predicted model, not a curated record
UAGAUGAGAAUGAGAGAUGUUCGUAUUGGCUUUUAAGAAACGCAAAUUCUUCACAAAACCAAAUCGUUACACUCACUACUAAUCGCAACCCAAACAGCCCUCCUUCCUUGCAUUAGUAGUAGAAAAUAUGGCGGCAACGGUGAGCGCGUGGGGAAAGCCUGGCGCGUGGGCAUUGGAUGCCGAACAGAAUGAGUCCGCGCUUCUCCACCAGACCCAGGAGGAUCAUUCCGCCGCUGAAACGCCUGAUUUUCCGUCACUCUCCGCCGGCGCCUCCUCCAAGACUAAGAAGAAGAAGCCUCAGGCGCUGUCGCUUCAGGAAUUCUCGGCCUACAGCUCCGGAAAGCCCAAGGGAUUGACUCACGAUGAGCUAUCGGCGCUUCCCACCGGUCCGCGCGAGCGCUCCGCCGAGGAGCUCGACCGGAAUAAGCUCGGCGGCGGUUUUAGAUCCUACGGCGGCAGGGAUGAGCAGCCGCGCCGUCAGGGGAGCUUCAAUCGGGAAUUAGCGCCUUCUAGGGCUGACGAGACUGAUGAUUGGGGCGCGAAUAAGAAAUCUUCUGCGAAUUCUGGAUCUGAGAGGAGAGAGCGAGGGGGUUUCUUUGGGGAUUCGCAAUCGCGGGCGGAUGAGGUCGAUAAUUGGGCGACAAAUAAGAAUUCGGAGGCGAGGAGGUAUGAGAAGAGAGGCGGAUUGGGGAUGGAAUCGGGUGAUGGUGGUUCUGAUUCGAGUAAUUGGGGGAAGAGGAGCGGUGGAGCUUUUGAUAGCUUGAGGGAUAGAAGAGGCGGAAUGGAGGCGGAUCCGGAGAGCUGGGGGAGGAAGAGAGAAGAAAGCGGCGGCAAUAGGCCGAGGUUGAAUCUGCAGCCAAGGACGCUGCCAGUGAAUGAGGAAGGCAGUAAUAGUGCUGUGAAGUCCAAGGGGAGCAGCAAUCCAUUUGGUGAGGCGAGGCCGAGGGAGGAGGUGCUCAAGGACAAGGCUCAAGAUAUCAAGCAAAUUGAGGAGAGGCUCGAGGGCGUUAGCGUUGAUUCUGCAGAGAGCGUUUGGAGGAAGCCGGGAUCGGUUGAUCCUCCACAGAGUGCUGGUGAAACUGAAGCUGACAACGAUGAUUCUGAGAAUAAGGAUUGUGAAAUAUGAUGCUUAUGGAAAUAAGGUGGAUCGGCUUUGAGUUUUGUCAUAAAGAGAUGUGAUGAUGCACUGAUAAACAUAACACUAUAGUUUGUGUAAUUCCCUUUACCUUGUGCACUAACUUUAUAAUAAAGCCACAACUUUAGUAACA